UAGCAAAGUAUGUAUAAAUUUUUGUAUAAGAGACUAACUUGAGAUGUAAACUUGCACUUAAGCUACAACAAUAAACAGAAAAAAAAAAUUCUUGAAAGCUCCUCUUUCCAAAACUGCUUCCCAUGUGACCAAGGAUAAUUUUAGCCAAUUUUGAAUUGUGAAAGUAGUUACAGUAGUUUCUUAUUAGCUGUAUACCAAUAAGGCAUAGUCACUGAAUAAAUUCUACAACUGUGUGCCAUUAUCUGUCAUACAUAUUACAGGUUAGUUAGAAUAUAUUUUUAUCUAUGUAUAAUCUGUAUUAUUUUUCAAGGAAAAUGUGGCCAAAAGCAGUUUUUGAUGUCCUGUAGCAUGUUACUAUUUUAUGUGCUAGUAACUGCUUUAUCAUAAAAAAACCGAACAAAAAUAAAUAAAUAAAUACAUAAUUUUUAAAAAGUGAAACCAAAUAUCUGUUAACCUCAAUGUAAGCCAUAUGGCAUAUGUGAACUAAGCUUUCAAGACCUACUUUUAAAGGGGGCCAAUUGGUCAUCCUUCAGGUCCUAAGGGAGGGCAUGCCACAGGCUCCAGGCCACAGGGGCAAAGACAUGGACCCCAUCCCAACUGCCCCUGCCAGCCCCAAGCACCACCAGGCCCCUUUUCAUGGACUUGUGAGGGUGGGAUGGUAUGUAGAGAGCCAGAAGGUCAGAAAGAAGAAGAAGACGACCUCACAGUUGACACCUCAGCGGGGCUUUAGUGAAAAUGAUGAUGAUGACGAUGAUGAUGACUCAUCUGAAACUGAUUCUGAUGAAGAUGAUGAUGAUGAAGAGCAUGGAGCCCCUCUGGAAGGAGCGUAUGAUCCUGCAGAUUAUGAGCAUUUGCCAGUUUCUGCUGAGAUUAAGGAACUCUUCCAGUACAUCAGUAGGUACACACCUCAGCUGAUUGACCUGGACCACAAACUGAAACCUUUCAUUCCUGAUUUUAUCCCGGCUGUUGGGGAUAUUGAUGCAUUCUUAAAGGUCCCACGUCCUGAUGGAAAGCCUGACAACCUUGGCCUGUUGGUACUGGACGAGCCUUCUACAAAGCAGUCAGACCCUACAGUGCUCUCACUUUGGUUAACAGAGAAUUCCAAGCAGCAUAACAUCACGCAACAUAUGAAAGUAAAGAGCUUGGAAGAUGCAGAAAAAAAUCCCAAAGCCAUUGACACAUGGAUUGAAAGCAUCUCUGAGUUACACCGUUCUAAACCCCCUGCAACUGUGCACUAUACCAGGCCUAUGCCCGAUAUUGACACACUGAUGCAGGAAUGGUCUCCAGAGUUUGAAGAGCUUUUGGGCAAGGUGAGCCUUCCCACUGCAGAGAUUGAUUGCAGCCUAGCAGAGUACAUUGACAUGAUCUGUGCCAUCGUAGACAUCCCUAUCUACAAGAGUCGGAUUCAGUCCCUCCACCUGCUCUUUACCCUCUACUCUGAAUUCAAGAAUUCACAGCACUUUAAAGCUCUAGCUGAAGGCAAGAAAGCAUUCACCCCUCCAUCCAACUCUACCUCCCAAGCUGGAAAUGCAGAGACAUUAACCUUCAGCUGAGACACCUCUCAAGUCUGUCUCAAGGCCAAGCUGGGUCCCUUAUCCCAGCCGAGAACAAGAGAUCAUAUCAGCUCACCUGGCUUCCUUGUGAGGCUCUGCUUGACACAGGGACAAUGCACUUUCUGCUACCCUCUGCCAGAGAGCACUGCUGGCAGUGCUGGCUUCUGCCUGUCUCUGAUUUCCUUCCCCUGGCAGUUACACAUCUUCACCACUGUGGGGAUUUGAGUUAGAAGAAUUGGAAUUUCUGGGAUCGUAAGGAGCUCAGUUUGGGAGGAAAGCUUAAAAGCCAUUCUUUUUGGGUGGGGAUGGAAUUAUUCUCUUUCAUUCUUAAUGUUAGUUGGCAAAGAUUUUAUAAAUAAAAUGUUUUCAGGUUAUCCUGCUCUUCUGUAAUAUAAAAGAGAAAAUGCUGACUCAGCACACGGCAGAGACAAGGGACUUGGCCUAGUAAUGGGCAUUAAGUGAACAACAGUUUAAGUAAACCAACUCUGUGAAAUAAAAUCAAACCCUAAUCCUCCAAGGUUGGCAGUAGAGGGGGAAUCAUUUUUCUUCCAGAAUUAAAUUUUUUGACAGGUCUCUCACCCAUUAAUGCUGCCUGCCUUACAGGCUACCUCCCUGUCUAGCUCUAGGCCUGUCUGGUUUGGUCUCAGGGAGCCUAGCUAUUGCAGUCAUCCAGGUGAGAGAUGAUUGUGGCUUGGGGUAGGGUGGUAGUAGCAGUGGACAGAUUUGGGAAAUCUUUUGGAACUUAUAUCAGCCAAGCUCCAGUCAAGAAGUCAAACCAUGCUAGUUAUUUCUAACAAAGGGUAUUUAAUGUAGGAAAUUGGUUGCAGAAGUGUUGAAGGGCUGAAGGAGCAAAAGGGA
Trichechus manatus latirostris (Florida manatee) is the source of this 2411-nucleotide messenger RNA. RefSeq names its product intraflagellar transport 46 (gene IFT46). The record is from RefSeq and is a predicted model, not a curated record. Gene Ontology annotation, biological process: intraciliary transport; cilium assembly. Bases 549 to 1553 code for a protein of 334 amino acids. The transcript is spliced from 10 exons. Gene Ontology annotation, cellular component: motile cilium; centrosome; intraciliary transport particle B. NCBI's taxonomy places the organism in Eukaryota, Metazoa, Chordata, Mammalia, Sirenia, Trichechidae.